Phalaenopsis equestris is the source of this 1343-nucleotide messenger RNA. Its product is annotated as probable serine incorporator. NCBI's taxonomy places the organism in Eukaryota, Viridiplantae, Streptophyta, Magnoliopsida, Asparagales, Orchidaceae. The transcript has 4 exons. The coding region runs from base 146 to 1120 and encodes 324 amino acids. Gene Ontology annotation, cellular component: membrane. The record is from RefSeq and is a predicted model, not a curated record.
UAUUGUAAUUUUUUUGCAACUGAAAAAGCCGUUUGCGCAUCUUCCCCAUUUUCGUCUUACAGGGUAGGUGUUGGGGUUUCCAGUAUUAAGGGGGCGAAGCGAGAUUGCCGAACAAUUAGCCAAGAUUUACUGUAAUAGUUCGAAGAUGUGGGCAGCAUCGUGCUUGGCCUCCUGCUGUGCGGCGUGUGCCUGCGAGGCGUGCCGGUCGGCGGUCGGGAGCAUCGGCCGGCGUUCCGCCCGGAUCGCCUAUUGCGGCCUCUUCGGGCUCUCACUCAUCGUCUCAUGGAUCCUCCGGGAGAUCGCUGCUCCCUUAUUGGAGAGCCUUCCGUGGAUCAACCACUUUCAGAAGACGCCGGAUAGGGAGUGGUUCGAGACGGAUGCGGUUCUGAGGGUGAGCCUGGGGAACUUUCUUUUCUUCACAAUUCUGGCUGCUUUAAUGAUGGGGAUUAAGAACCAGAAAGACCCACGCGAUCGUCUGCACCACGGCGGGUGGAUGGCUAAGAUUUUCUGCUGGUGCGUUAUUGUAUUCCUCAUGUUCUUCGUACCCAAUGGGCUCGUGAGCUUCUACGGUGAGCACUUUUUGCAGGUUAACGGUAGCCUACUUCCUGCUUCAGUAAUCUCGCUUUACUGCACCUACCUUUGCUACAACGGACUCUCGAGUGAGCCACGGGAUUAUGAGUGUAAUAAUCUUCACAAUCACUCAAAAGCUGUCUCUACAGGAAGCCUUGCCAUUGGCUUGCUCACCACCGUCCUCUCCGUCGUGUACUCUGCUGUCCGUGCCGGUUCUUCUACCACUCUUCUCUCCCCUCCGGCUUCUCCUCGUGCCGGUUCUGAUAAGCCGCUACUCUCCUUCGACAAGAUAGAGGAACAGGAUGGGAAGAAAGAAGAGUCGGUUCCGGUCUCGUACUCGUAUUCAUUCUUCCAUCUAAUCUUCUCUUUGGCGAGCAUGUACUCUGCAAUGCUCCUCACCGGUUGGUCGAGUUCCGUCGGCGAGACCGGGAAGCUGAUCGAUGUCGGAUGGCCAUCGGUGUGGGUGAGGAUCGUGACAGGUUGGGCUACAGCUGCACUCUUCAUCUGGUCUCUCAUCGCUCCCAUUCUCCUUCCAGAUAGGGAGUUCUGAUGGUUUCAACCUCAUCUCAUCUCAUCUCAUCUCAUCAAAACAUUAAUAAUCUGAUUGACAAACUGUAUUUACUUUAUGGAGAAUUUGUGAGGAGUUUGCUUAAAAUCUGAACUGAAGUUUUUGUUUGUUUGUUUGUUUGAUGUUUGGUGCUGCUAAUGAGUGAAUGCUAUGAUCUUCCCUUGAUGGCUUUGUUAUUUGAAAUGAAUAUUUUCUCUGCUAAAAA